AUGUCUUACCCCGAGCAGUUCAUCGGCUUUCGGGCUCCCAACGCUGAGGCGUGGAAGGACUUUCAGAAGGAGUCGUGGGCGCCGCGCCCCUUUGAGGACGUGGACGUGGACGUGCAGGUCGAGUGCUGCGGCGUCUGCGCGAGCGACCUGCACAAGAUCUCGGGCGAAUGGGGUGCAUGCCCGUACCCGCUGGCCGUCGGGCACGAGGUGGUCGGCCGCGUCGUGCGCGUCGGCGCCAAAGUGACGUUCGCGCAGGUCGGGCAGCGUGUCGGCGUGGGCGCGCAGGUCUACUCCUGCCUCGAGUGCCGGCAGUGCAAGAACGGCAACGAGACGUACUGCACUAAGCAGGUCGACACGUACGGCGGGCUGUACCCUAACACGGAGCACAUUACCCAGGGCGGCUACGCGUCACACGUCCGCGUGCAUGAGUACUGGGUGUACCCCAUCCCGGACGGCCUCGACAGCGCCCAGGCAGCGCCGCUACUGUGCGCGGGCAUCACCGUCUUUUCGCCCCUCAAACGCUUCGGCGCGGGGCCCGGGAAAAAGGUCGGCAUCGUGGGCGUCGGCGGCCUCGGGCACUACGGCAUCAUCCUCGCCAAGGCGCUCGGGGCGGAGGUCUGGGCCAUUUCGCGGACGCGGGCCAAGGAGGCCGACGCGCGGGCCAUGGGUGCCGACGGCUUUCUGGCGACGUGCGAAGCGGGCUGGCACGAUGCGCCGCACGCCAUGACGUUUGACCUCAUCAUCAACACGGCGACGUCGUUUGACGGGUUCGCGCUCGGUGAAUACCUCAGCCUGCUCGACGUGCACGGGCGCUGGAACUCGGUCGGGCUGCCGGGCGGCGACGGCCUGGCGGUGCGCAACCAGGACUUUCUCGCAAACGGCUGCUUCAUCGGCAGCUCGCACCUGGGCAGCCGCGCCGAGAUGCUCGAGAUGCUGGGGCUCGUCGCGGACAAGGGGCUACCGUCGUGGGUGGAAAGGAUCCCGCUGUCCAAGGAGGGCCUGCAGCAGGCAUUUGGCAAGCUGGAGACGAAUAAGGCGCGCUACCGCUCGUGCAUGACGAAUUAUGAGGAGCAGUUUGGCGCGUAG
This is a messenger RNA of Cordyceps militaris CM01, 1086 nucleotides long. RefSeq names its product oxidoreductase. The record is from RefSeq and is a predicted model, not a curated record. Gene Ontology annotation, biological process: alcohol metabolic process. Lineage: Eukaryota; Fungi; Ascomycota; Sordariomycetes; Hypocreales; Cordycipitaceae. The coding region runs from base 1 to 1086 and encodes 361 amino acids. Gene Ontology annotation, molecular function: zinc ion binding; alcohol dehydrogenase (NADP+) activity. The transcript is spliced from 2 exons.